AUUGGUCAACGGUUUUUAUUCUUUUUAAAUCUAUUGGUUUUUUUUAUCAAAAUCAUUGAUAGGCUUAUUCUUGUAUUUUAUAAUUCAAUUUAGACAAUUUUCUUCAUUCUGUAUUUUUCUUGGUUGGAUCACGUCUAAAAUAAUUUUGAAAAGUUUUUAAUACAGAAGUAUUUUCGUUGGCAAAAUUUUUUAUAAUUUAUACAACUUACAGUCAUGUAGAAACGAAAGGAAUUUCGAAAUUUAUUUGGACAAUACAAAGUAUUAAUUAUUUGUUAUUGGAACAUUUCGUAGUUUUCAAAAUUUUAUUUCAAUAUGUCGGGGUCUGAAAAUAGGAAGUCUGGUAGACCAACAACACGCCAUGACUACGGUAAGGUCAACGAGAUAGGAUUCGGAGAUGAUGACACUGGAAAUCCUUCCGAAAAUUCGGACAACCAAGAUGGCGCUACCGGCAUUUCUACCGCCGUUUUCAGCCCAGUGAAAAAUAAGAAGGAUGAGACUUUGGCUCUUCUGCAAAGCCAGUUACAAUCGUUGGAUCAAGAAGAGGAGGAGUUGAGGAAGGAUGCAGAAAUUACAAAAUUGCAGAAAAGGAUUGAGCAGAAGAAAAAGUCAGUAGCAGAAUUACGAGUUUCUCGCAUAAACCAACUCAGGAACCCGAAAGUGAAGAGGUGUCUAAUUCUGUCUGACUCUAUGGCUAAGCAUGUAACUGACAUUCGUGAAACAGACAUACGGUCUUAUCCUGGGAUAACUAUUGGACAUUUAACUUCUAAGAUCAUGAAGGGUUCAAUAAAUUUAAAUUACGAAAAUAUUGUUAUUCAUGUAGGUACUAAUGAUGUCAAUAACUUUUCUUCGGGUGAAAUUUCCUCUCUGUAUUCUAACUUAAUCACUGCUGUCAAGACCUUCACAGAUAGUUCUGUCACAAUAUACUUGUCCUCUAUCUUGCCUAGACCAGUAGAUUUCUCAGAAACAGGACCGAAAGUCAAAGAGAUAAAUUUAUCUCUUGAAGCCAUUUGUAAGGAUAGGAAGAUUAAGUUUCUAAAAUCUUUUCGUCCCUUUCUCAAAGCCAAUCAGCCUCGUAGAGAGCUUUACGCCAUCAAAGAUGGCGGCUUACAUCUAAAUUUAGAGGGUACUAGAAGGCUAAAGCAAUAUUUUUAUAAACACAGUAGCACAUAUGUAAACACUAUAUGAAUGGAAGGUUGUAAUAUGGUCUUGUUAGAAUUGUUAUUCAGUUAUAAUUGUGUAUCUGUGUAUUCUGUAAGUUGUUCUAUUCUCAUCAUAGAAAAUAAUUUUUUUUUAUUACUGCUUAACUGAGUUUCAC
Mercenaria mercenaria is the source of this 1315-nucleotide messenger RNA. RefSeq lists its product as uncharacterized. NCBI's taxonomy places the organism in Eukaryota, Metazoa, Mollusca, Bivalvia, Venerida, Veneridae. The record is from RefSeq and is a predicted model, not a curated record. The transcript has 2 exons. The coding region runs from base 313 to 1185 and encodes 290 amino acids.